Cryptomeria japonica (Japanese cedar) is the source of this 927-nucleotide messenger RNA. Its product is annotated as fibrillin protein 5 homolog. The coding region runs from base 47 to 643 and encodes 198 amino acids. The record is from RefSeq and is a predicted model, not a curated record. NCBI's taxonomy places the organism in Eukaryota, Viridiplantae, Streptophyta, Pinopsida, Cupressales, Cupressaceae. The transcript has 6 exons.
GGGUACACUUCAGUAGACGCUAUUUGAUAUUUUCAAAUUGUUACAAAUGCUUUUUAUCAUACUUCAUUCUAAUGGGACUUUAUUGGCAUUUGGAUAUUUGCAGGAUGCUAAAGCUAAGAAGAAGCAACAUAUCUUGGGAUUGAUUGAGGCGCUAGAGGCGUGCAAUCCCACAACUAACCCUAUUGAUUCACCCUUUCUAUCUGGCUUUUGGUCGCUUCUUUACACUGCUCCUACAGAUGAAGAAAAAGUGGACAAGUAUGCAGGAACUGAGGAAGGCCCUUUUCUUGCAAGGUUGAAACCCUUGUCCCUUGGUACAGUAAGGCAGACUGCAAGUUUUCAGGUUAUUGACUUACAAGGAGAAAGUGUGCAAAAUAUUGCUGAUUUUGUCUUAUUUGGCAUAAAAGGACGUUUAGUUAUCAAGGGAAGGGCUGUCAAGUCAUCUACACCUGGGAAGGAGUCUAGGAGAAUCGAUGUAACAUUUGAAAGCUUCUACGUUAGCAUCGGCAAUUGGCAAUCUCCAGUGAUACCUUUAGAUUGGGUAAAUCCGAAGGGGUGGGUUGAUAACACAUUUUUGGAUCAAGAUUUACGUGUUGGUCGCGGUGACAAAGGUUCUGUUUUUGUUUCGGCUCGAGUGAAGGAAUAAUGAGAAGCUUACACAGUUUCUGUUUUUCUCGUUGCAAAGGGAUAGAGUCAAUUAUAACUUUAUAUUAGUGCAUAGAAUAGAAGAAACGUUAAAAAAAAUUAUAGGAUAGUAGAUCUUGUUAUUAUUUUUUUUUUUGAAGUAUUCAUUUUUUAUUGUUCAUUUUGAUAAUGAUUUUUUCCAUUUUUGCAAUCAUUUCUUUGUUGAAUAGAUAUUGAAAUAAUACUAUUAUUCAGUUAUUUGUAUAUUUGAUUUAAAUGUUAUUAUAAUUUUACACUGCUUUUCUA